CCUUGAUGCCCCUCUACACCAGUUGCAGGGGUUCAGGCUUCCAUCCCCUCAGCGACCACCAAACGUUAACGAGUUGACCAACUUGAACUCGUGCGUGCAGUUUACAAACCGUUUGUUGUAACGGAUAACCCUAAACUCUCUGUUCCUUCAAGAAAUCUACCCAAGUCCGGCGAUGUCGAUCGAGAUCGAGAAGAUCCUGGCUGCGGCCCCCGCAACAUCGCGCGGCCAGCCGACGCAGCUCUCCUGCGAUGCGAAAGGAGAGCGCAUAGCUUAUGCGUCUGGCAAGUCCAUCUUCGUCCGCAACAUCGACGACCCCUCCAUCAGCAAGCAAUACACGGGCCAUACGGCCACCACAACCGUCGCCAAGUUCUCGCCCUCUGGUUUCUGGGUCGCAUCAGGCGAUGUCUCGGGCAAGGUGCGCGUGUGGGACGCCGUCGAGGCGGUGAACACCAAGGGCGAGUACGCGAUCAUAUCGGGCCGCAUCACCGACCUCGCCUGGGACGGCGACAGCCAGCGGGUCAUCGCCGUCGGUGACGGUCGCGAGCGCUUCGGUCACUGUUUCACUGCGGACAGCGGGAACAGUGUUGGAGAAGUAAGCGGACACAGCAAGGUUGUCAAUGCGGUUGCGAUUCGCCAACAGAGGCCGCUGAGGGCAGCGACGGUGUCAGACGAUAGCACCAUGUGCUUUUUGCAUGGCGCCCCGUUCAAGUUCGCGAACAAGGCGACAGGGUUGCAUAAGGGGUUCGUCACGGGCGCUGCGUUUAGUCCUGAUGGAAGUAUUCUGGUCACGGUUGGUGCGGACAGGAGGAUUCAACUGUACGAUGGCAAGACGGGCGAGCCGAGCAAGCAAGUGGGUGAGGGGAUCCAUACCGGGAGCAUCUUUGCUGUGAGCUGGGCGAAGGAUUCGAAACGGUUCGUAACAGCAAGCGCGGACCAGACGGUGCGGGUGUGGGAUAUCGAGUCGGGCCAGUGUGUGCAGACCUGGCGGAUUGGGGAGGAAGGGAGUGUUAACGUCGGGGACCAACAAGUUGGCGUGGUGUGGCCACAUGGGAGGAGUGACGGGCUCAUCAUCAGCUUGAGCCUGAGCGGAGACCUCAACUAUCUCACUGAAGGCAACGAGAAGCCCAUCAGGAUCGUGCAGGGGCACAACAAGACUGUGACGGCGCUCGGCGAGUCAUCCGAGCCGACGGGUAAGACACUAAAGACCGGCAGUUUUGACGGAAGGGUCUGCACCUGGGACAUCUCCACGGGGACCGGCGCCGCAGUAGAGGGCCAAGCACACUCCAACCAGGUGACACAGUUUGCCUCCGCCGACGGGCAGACGCACAGCGUAGGAUGGGACGACACCUUGCGCACCAUCCAAGAAUCAACAAACAACUUCCUCGGUACAUCCAUCAAACUCCCCUCCCAACCCAAGGGUGUCGCCGUCUCCAGAGGACGCAUCAUCGUGGCCCUGAAUGACAGCAUUGCCGUCUACGCCAACGACCAACUCGUCAGCCAGUUGCCCACGGACUUCACCCCUGGCGCCGUCGCCGCCCACGACUCAUUCGUCGCCGUUGGCGCGGGGAACAACACAGUCCAAGUGUACAACCUCGACAACUCCGGGAAACUCUCGCUUGCCCACACGCUGAGCAACUCCACCGCCGCGAUCUCGGUGCUCUCCUUCUCCCCCGACGGCGCGCACCUCGCAGCAGGGAAUGCGUCAGGCAAGAUCGUCAUCUACAAAGCAUCUAACAACUGGGAGGUUGCAACAGACCGGUGGUCCGCACACACGGCACGGGUGUUGAGCAUCGCGUGGAACCAGGCUGGCACGCACGCUGUGAGCGGCGGGUUGGACACCAACGUGCAUGUGUGGAGUCUGGCGAAGCCUGGGAGCAGAGUGAAGGCUGCCAACGCACACAAGGAUGGAGUGUACGGCGUCGCAUGGAUCGACGAUGGGUCCCAGAGAGUCGCAAGUACUGGCGGGGAUGCGGCGGUCAAGAUUUGGACGGUUAAGGGCCUACAAUAGGCGGUAGAUGUCGAUCUAGAAGACCACGAUGUCAUGAGUGAAAUGAGGACUAGAAUCAGGA
Messenger RNA from Chaetomium strumarium, 2069 nucleotides. RefSeq names its product quinon protein alcohol dehydrogenase-like superfamily. The transcript has 3 exons. Gene Ontology annotation, biological process: actin filament depolymerization. Lineage: Eukaryota; Fungi; Ascomycota; Sordariomycetes; Sordariales; Chaetomiaceae. The record is from RefSeq and is a predicted model, not a curated record. Gene Ontology annotation, cellular component: cortical actin cytoskeleton. Bases 173 to 2008 code for a protein of 611 amino acids. Gene Ontology annotation, molecular function: actin filament binding.